This is a messenger RNA of Pectinophora gossypiella (pink bollworm), 1461 nucleotides long. Its product is annotated as zinc carboxypeptidase-like. Gene Ontology annotation, biological process: proteolysis. The coding region runs from base 79 to 1446 and encodes 455 amino acids. The transcript has 6 exons. The record is from RefSeq and is a predicted model, not a curated record. NCBI's taxonomy places the organism in Eukaryota, Metazoa, Arthropoda, Insecta, Lepidoptera, Gelechiidae. Gene Ontology annotation, molecular function: metallocarboxypeptidase activity; zinc ion binding.
AUUACUUUAGAUGUGUCAACUACAAAUUGUAGCUUGUUCUCAUUCAUGUUCAACCUAUAGAACAGGAUAUUCAGAAAAAUGAUUCUGAAAUUAAUUUGUGUCGUAUUUGCUCUUAUUGUGGUAUCAAAUGCUAUAAGCUAUGAAAAUUACAAAGUGUAUAAGGUAGUGCCUACUUCAGAACAACAGGUACAAAUAUUAACCGACCUCCGUAAAACUGGGUUUGAAUUCUGGAAUGAUAUCAUUAGUGUCGGCAGUGAUGCCAGAAUCAUGGUUCCACCAGAAAAUAAUGAAGAAUUUGUCAAAUAUAGUGCGAGUGUCGGCCUAAAUAUAACGUUAACCAUUUCUGAUGUUCAAAAAUUAAUCGAUGCACAGCUCAAACCAGCCGAAAACAUGGACCGUGCUUCUCUGGGUUCAUUCACAUGGAAUUCCUACCAUAAUCUAGCUGAAAUCCACGCUUGGCUUGAUGAACUUCAAGAAAUGUACCCUAAUGUAGUUGAAACAGUUACUAUUGGACAUUCUCUUGAAGGCAGAGCUAUUAAAGGAGUGAUUAUAGACUUUCAAUCUGAAAGAGAAGACAAUCCUUUGACUGGUAUGAUUGAAGGAGGCAUUCACGCAAGAGAAUGGAUUUCUCCCGCAACCGUCACGUGGAUUAUCAAGGAGUUCUUGACUAGUACUGAUGCCGAUGUUAGGUUUCUAGCAGAGACGUUUGUAUGGCACAUUUUUCCAGUAGCAAACCCUGACGGCUAUGUUCACACAUUUACUAAUGAUCGUUUGUGGCGAAAGAACCGCAAUCCAGCAAAUUUUGUCAGUUGCAGUAGCAAUAAUGACUUGGGCAAUGGGAUCGAUUUGAACAGAAACUUCGAUUUCCUUUGGAUGACAACUGGAGCUUCUCAAAACCCCUGCGAUCAAACCUACGCCGGCCCCUCAGCUGCAUCAGAGUUGGAAGCUCAAGCUAUCUCUAACUACGUCUUACAGUUGAAGCGAGACAGCAAUCUGUUGUACUACUUCGCCUUCCACUCUUACUCCCAGAUGAUCUUAAUACCAUACAGUCACGUUUCUGGACUUGAUGUGCUAGAGCUUGAUAACUAUGGUGAUUUGUAUGAAAUCGCAAUCAGGGGUGCUCAAAAACUGACGGAGAAGCAUGGAACUGCUUAUACUGUUGGAACCUCAGCCGAGAUUCUGUAUGAAGUAAGCGGCUCAAGUUUUGACUGGGUAAAAGGAAUAGCAGAGGUGCCAAUAGUCUACCUUUUCGAGCUUCGAGAUAUUGGCGAAUUUGGAUUCCUGCUUCCAGCUGAACAGAUCAUACCUAAUAGUGAAGAAAUAGUGGCAUGUCUAGUGGAAAUGGACAAGACCACUAGAGCUAUAGGGUACUAUUCUGGAGCUAAAAGUGUUCUGGCAAGUGCAUUGACAUUCACCGUUGCAGGAGUUUUGAUUGCGCUUCAAUAAACUAUAUUGAAUUUU